This is a messenger RNA of Eruca vesicaria subsp. sativa (arugula), 1139 nucleotides long. The record is from the annotation of a GenBank genome assembly. Lineage: Eukaryota; Viridiplantae; Streptophyta; Magnoliopsida; Brassicales; Brassicaceae.
GAAAAUAUAAAAAAAAAUCACAAAACCUCCCCGAAACAUAAAUAAAUCUCUCUCUGUUCGUGUCUUCUUCAAUCAUCUUUAGGGUUUGAGGAAAUCUGAAACUAUGUUCGAAUACGAUGUUAUGUUGGAUGAGGCCAACCUGUGGCUGGACGAACCUCCGCAUCGUAAGAGGAAGCUGGAAGCUCCACCACCACCACCACCGAUCAUAGACUACACUUUACCUACAACGUUUUCAGAUUCCGACGAGGAAGAGAUCGAUCCGGUAGAACGCGAGAAGUAUCGAAAACAAGUCGUCGAGUCCGGCGGGUUCGAUGUGGACUUUUUCCCAGUGUAUGGAAGCUUAGACCAAUCUGGAUCCACUCCUUCCACUGUACUCUUGAGCAAGUUGGGACUCCAUUCCUACAACUUUGAUAAGGGGACGAAUUUACAAUUCAGGAGUGUACAGAAAGCCAACGAGGAAUUUGCUUCAUUUACUAUGUACUAUAUAACUGUUGAAGCUAUGGAUCCCUUCAAUGCUUCACCUCUUACUUUCCAAACCUGUGUCUGGGAUGCUGCUACUAAGAGCAACGAGACCUCGAGAUUCAUCACUAAAGUCUGCAGAAUCAAAGGAACCAGCAAAGAAACUUCUCUGUGGGACCACGAUGCUGUAGACGAGUUUUAUAAAGAUGAUAUCUCUUGGCUACAGGAUGAUGCUCUUACAGGAAGUGAUAUGCUACAAUACUAUGAGGUGAAGGAAUCGGAUAUGCGAGAUAACAACGAAUGGCUUCAGCUAUAUGCUGAACUUGUAAUGUUCUCCAAGUGGGAAACUGACCUUAGUGCUUAUUUGCCGGUGAAGAUGAAGAAAAUAGUGGUACGAACAAGGGAAGAUGUAGAGUCGAGUAAGAAGCUCAGGUCUAAGAAUGCAACUUUCUACAUGAGUUUCACCGCCUGUGGGGGUCUCCAGUGCAGAGGCAUAAUAAGGCGGACCACGGAUGGAAGACCACAACACAUGAGCUUUCAAGUUAACUGUUGGAUCGAUAACUAGACGCUCCUUUUAUGUAUUUAAUUGAUCUUGCCAUGUUUAAAUACUCGAGAUGAUAUCUUAUCUGAAGCUACCACUUAAUUUGUUUGAAUGUUUGAGAGUUAUUUAUGUUUGCACC